AUGUCGAGAUCUGAUGAAAUUGGCGUCCCUCUGAAACUUUUAAGGGAGUAUGAAAAUAAAAAAGUGGUGGUUGAUACAGCCACAGGUGAGGUAUUCACUGGGACUCUUCUUGAUUCCGAAGAUAAUAUGAGUUUAACUCUCACCAACGUCAAAGCGGUAUUCGCUAGUGGACAUGAAGUUGAAAUGAAUAGUGUCUACGUGAAAGGAGCUAAGAUCCGAUACAUCGGACUUCCAACUGAAGCACGAGACCGAGUUCAACAACUCAAUCGUGAAUGUCGACCCCCAAUGCGUGGAGGCAGAGGAGGUCGGGGUGGAAGAGGCGGCCGAUUUGGUGGUGGUGGUGGUGAUCGUCGUCGUUAUUAA
Molecule: messenger RNA, 363 nt
Organism: Parasteatoda tepidariorum (common house spider)
Lineage: Eukaryota; Metazoa; Arthropoda; Arachnida; Araneae; Theridiidae
Product: small nuclear ribonucleoprotein Sm D3
Biological process (GO): RNA processing
Source: RefSeq, a predicted model, not a curated record